Molecule: messenger RNA, 1698 nt
Organism: Diversispora eburnea
Lineage: Eukaryota; Fungi; Glomeromycota; Glomeromycetes; Diversisporales; Diversisporaceae
Source: the annotation of a GenBank genome assembly
AUGAAACCUCGGGAAGAUAUUUUUACAGAAUCAACUUUGGAUAUUCUUGUUCCAAGUGGCAUUAUAAAUUGUAUUGAAGAAGAAGUUGAAAACAUUUUUAUUGCGAAGCCCAGAGAUCAGGCAUUUUAUGAUUCAGGAAUUAAUGAUAAAGAAAAUGCUACAACAUUUUUUCAACAAUUUGAGAUAUUCGUUGAAGCAUCAAUUAUUGAUCCUAAUACGUUAUCAACUCCUACACCCGCACCACCUGCAGUAUAUCGUUUACCACCUAGUAGAUCUCAUGGAAGUUCAGCUGCCACUUCACCUUCAUCACCUAGUACACCUUUACCACCACCUAUGGAUAAAAGACCAACUAAACAAUUAGAGGGAACAGUAAUUUUUUCAUAUUUAUAUAACCCAAAUUCUAAUGAUCGCCAAAUGGUGGUAAUUGAGAGAAAUGGAUCUUGGUCAUGUAUUAUUCCACUUGCAAUUCCUGUAGCAUAUGUAAAAACACGAGCUCAAACUCCAGCAUUAGCACUUAAUUCUGUGGAAAAUUUUGGAAUGAUGAAUUUAUUAGAAGGUCUUAGUGUUGAUCCAUCAUUCGAAUCAUCAUCAUCAAGUCUGUUGCUUCCAACUUCACGUAUUUUUAAUUCAGAACAAAAACGUUUAAUGAUAUCAAUCGCAAAUAAUCCACCGUUAGUACGUAAAUUUCGUAAAAUUUUAUCAGUUAAAUCAGCACUUAAUGUAAGAAUGCGCACUACUAGUGUUUCUCCUUUGGAUCAUGUAUUAAUGAUGUCCGUCGAAUUAGAGAAUAAUACUGAUGCCGGUAGUUCGUUUUCUGUUGAAGCUGUUAAAGUGGAAAUUGCUCAUGGUUUUGUUACAAGAUUUGAUUGGGAACCAACAAAUAAAAAAGAUAAAUUCCCUUUAACACUUAAUCCAGUAGAUCAAGUAACAUUUUUAUAUAGUAUAACAAUUUUAGAUGAUCCAACAUUUCCCAAAGUUGUUCCCCAGUUUAGUCCUAAUACACGUCAUCAAAAUUCACGUCCAUCAUCUCGUCGUACUUCUGUAUCUUCUGUAUUUUCAAUUACUUCUUAUAAUACACCAAUUACUGAAGAACGUCAACGACACGUUUCAAUUGUGGCUAAAGGAUCGCCUAUCAUUAAUGGGGUGAAAAAUAGAAGUAUUGAAUCACGUUGGAAUUGUAUGCUUGAUUUGAGUAAUUUACGAAGACGUGAGGAUUCUUUUCCUUUACCGAUACCAAAUCAUAACAAUACUAACCGGAAUUUCUAUCCGGCAGCAGAUGUAAAUCCUCGUUUCGGUGGUAAUAAAAGACCAUCUAUACUUGAUCACGAUUCUAUGGGAAAUGGAAUUUUAUCCGGUGGUAGAGCUCCCAGACCUAUGGAAAUGGAAAUUGGAGAUGGAUUAGUUCUAAAGUUAUUGUUGGUAAACACUUUACAAUACAUGUUUACUUUGUUAAUCGAUCAAAACACGCAAGAAGGUUUACUGUUGUGGUUCCAAAUAAAAAACGUCCGAAUGAUAGCAAUCAAAAGUAUACCUAUUCCAGAAAUAAAAUUACAAAAUACGGAACUCAUGUUAAAUGGUAAUCAACAAAAUCAACUUGAACCAUUUACGGAAGAAGCAGAUUUUAUAAAGAAAUAUUUUGAAAAUGAAACACCAGAUGCUGAUAUUGUUUGUUUAGAAAAUAAUGUUAGAAUUGGGUAA